AUGUCCGGCCACAUCCUCACCCUCAGCUGCCCCGACAAGCCCGGCAUCGUCCACGCCGUCACCGGCAUCUUCGCCUCAAAGGGCCACAACGUCCUCGACCUGCAGCAGUUCUCCGACCCCGUCACCAACAGCUUCUUCAUGCGCGUGCACUUUGGGCCGGCCCCCGACGCCGCCGACCCCCUGUCCACCGAGCACCUCGAGCCCGACUUCCAGGCCCUCGCCGCCCAGUACGCCAUGAAGUACGCCUUCCGCCCGCUCAAGCGCCGCACGCGCGUCCUCAUCAUGGUGUCCAAGAUCGGCCACUGCCUCAACGACCUGCUGUUCCGCAUGAAGACGGGCCAGCUGCUCAUCGAGGUGCCCAUCAUCGUCUCCAAUCACCCGGACUUUGAGCCCCUGGCCAAGAGCUACGGCAUCGAGUUCCACCACCUGCCCGUCACCAAGGACACCAAGCUGGAGCAGGAGGCCAAGGUGCUGGAGCUGAUCCAGCAGCACAACAUCGAGCUGGUGGUCCUGGCGCGCUACAUGCAGGUGCUGUCGCCUAAAUUGUGCGAGGCCAUGUCCGGCAGAAUCAUCAACAUCCACCACAGCUUCUUGCCCAGCUUCAUCGGCGCAAAGCCCUACCACCAGGCCUUUGACCGUGGCGUCAAGAUCAUCGGCGCGACCGCCCACAUCGUCACGGCCGACCUCGACGAGGGCCCCAUCAUUGAGCAGCGCGUCACGCGAGUCGACCACAGCAUGGACCCCAAGAAGCUGUCUGAGGAGGGAUCCACCGUCGAGACGCAGGUGCUGGCGGCGGCGGUCCGCUGGUAUGCCGAGGGAAGAGUCUUCUUGAACGGACACAAGACGGUGGUGUUUUAG
Trichoderma citrinoviride is the source of this 858-nucleotide messenger RNA. RefSeq names its product Formyltetrahydrofolate deformylase. Gene Ontology annotation, molecular function: formyltetrahydrofolate deformylase activity. The transcript has 2 exons. Bases 1 to 858 code for a protein of 285 amino acids. The record is from RefSeq and is a predicted model, not a curated record. Gene Ontology annotation, biological process: 'de novo' IMP biosynthetic process. Lineage: Eukaryota; Fungi; Ascomycota; Sordariomycetes; Hypocreales; Hypocreaceae.